UUGCCUUAUUUAAUGGAUCUUUGAAUUCACACGAUCGUAAAUUUUGUUUCAGUUGCACAUCGAAAUACGUGGGGGAAUACUGUCAACACUUGAAUCCGUGCUACACGGGAUCGCGUUGCCAGAACGGCGGUUCGUGCAGGGUGCGCGAGAGCAUCGGGGGUGGUACACCAUCCUUCGCGUGUUCCUGUCCCGUGGGCUUUACCGCCAGCCUGUGCGAAAUUCCUAUCGAAAAUGCCUGCGACUCCUCGCCCUGCCUCAACGGUGCCACGUGCAAUCUCAAGUCGUUGCACGAGUAUGUGUGCACGUGCAGCACCGGAUAUACAGGCGAGCACUGCGAACGACAGGAUUACUGUGCCUCGUCGCCCUGUCGAAACGGGGCCGAGUGUCGCUCACUUGAGAACGGCUACAAGUGCACAUGCGCACCUGGCUUCACGGGACCGAAUUGCACGGACGACAUCGACGAGUGUGACAGGGACCCGUGCAGACACGGUACCUGCAAGAAUAUUCAUGGAUCUUACAAAUGCAUGUGCUCGAGCGGAUACACCGGACAAAAUUGCGAGAGCGACUACAUCCCCUGCGAUCCGUCACCAUGUGAAAACGGAGGCUCGUGUCAUCAGCUGGGCGAGCUCGGCUACGCGUGUCACUGUCCCGAAGGUGAGUAA
This is a messenger RNA of Formica exsecta, 662 nucleotides long. Its product is annotated as neurogenic locus Notch protein-like. The transcript has 3 exons. NCBI's taxonomy places the organism in Eukaryota, Metazoa, Arthropoda, Insecta, Hymenoptera, Formicidae. The record is from RefSeq and is a predicted model, not a curated record. Gene Ontology annotation, molecular function: calcium ion binding. Gene Ontology annotation, cellular component: signaling receptor complex; plasma membrane; cell surface. The annotation marks the transcript as partial. Gene Ontology annotation, biological process: Notch signaling pathway; axon guidance.